AGUCCAGUGGGACAGAUGUGAAUCAAGCCUCAGGCAGCUGGCUCAGUUUCCUGAGCCUGACGUCAGAUUGGGUGACACCUCUCCCCUCUCCUCUCUGCCUCCCAGGCAAAGUGACAGUAGGAGCAAAGCCUCACCCUGGGAUUGGCCGGAAAAGUUGGCAAGUCCUCAGCGAUUGGCUGGCAAGGUUUUAGAGGGAGUCCUGUUCUCCAAUUAAAGCCGACUGAAUCAGACUGGCUGGGUGCAGAGCUCACAACUGGAACUGGAGUAUUAUUAUCCAUCUCUCAACAUCUCCCAGACAUCAGUCAUUCAAAGAAGAGCUGUCACAAGAGCUCCUCACAGCUCCCAGCGCUCUCAAUCCAUCGCACUGAAAAACCUGAACCUGCCUCUGUUCAAGAAGAAAAGACAAAGCUGGCGAUGGAGCUGAACCCUGCAGUCCAAAAGAUGUCCCUAGGCCAACAGCAAUCAGCCAGAGGUGUGCCUUGUUUGAGAUGCAAGGGGACGUGUGCAGGCUUCGAGCCACAUCCUUGGAGGAAAAUAUGCAAGUCAUGCAAAUGCAGCUAUGAAGAUCACAGCCUGAGCUCCGAAAUGGAAGAUGAUCGGAAAAUUGGCCGCUUGCUGACAGAUUCCAAAUACUCCACCCUCACAGCCCGAGUCAAAGGAGGAGAUGGCAUCCGCAUCUACAAGAGGAACCGGAUGAUUAUGACCAACCCUAUUGCGACAGGGAAGGACCCCACCUUUGAUACCAUCACAUAUGAAUGGGCUCCUCCAGGACUGACUCAGAAACUGGCUAUCCACUAUAUGGAAUUGAUUCCAAAAGAAAUGCAGCCAGUCACAGGGACUGAAGGAGCCUUUCUCCGCCGGCGACAACUGAUGAGGCAGCUGCCAAUUUACGAUCAGGACCCUUCUCGAUGUCGCAGCAUUUUGGAAAAUGAAGUGAAAUUGAUGGAAGAUUUUGUCAAGAAAUACAAAAGUGAUGCCCUUGGAGUGGGAGAGGUAGCCCUCCCAGGACAAGGUGGCCUACCCAAAGAUGAGGGAAAGCAACAGGAAAAGUCCGAAGGGGCAGGAAGCACACCACCCACCACAAAUGGAAGUGUUGGUGACUCAACAAAGGAAGUGGAAUAUAUCUGUGAGCACUGUAAACAGGCUGCCCCCUCAGACUGCCCCGUGGUGUACGCAGACAGGGCUGGCUAUGAUAGGCAGUGGCAUCCCGCCUGCUUUGUGUGUGCCAAGUGCUCUGAACCUCUGGUUGACCUGAUCUACUUCUGGAAAAAUGGUGCUCCCCUUUGUGGGCGCCAUUACUGCGAGAGUGUGCGGCCCCGUUGCAAGGGCUGUGAUGAGAUUAUAUUCUCCGAGGACUACCAGCGAGUGGAAGAUCUGGCCUGGCACCGAAAGCAUUUCGUCUGCGAGGGCUGCGAGCAGCCACUGACUGGCCGAGCUUACAUCGUGACUAAGGGUCAGCUCUUGUGCCCCACCUGUAGCAAAACCCAACGUUCUUAAGGGUUGUCCCCUUGGAGCCUGAGUGGAGGGAGAUAGCCAGAGUCCCUGCCAUCUCACCCUGAGGCAGAAGAGAAGGGUCGUGCUGGAGCAAACAACUUUAAGGCAUAUUUCUCAGUGGGAUAUUUUUUUAAAGGAAAGAUGCUUGUGGGUAGAUAGUUUCAAAACCAAAAAAAUGUUCUGUAUAAACAUGGGGAGGAAGGCUGUUUUCAGAUGAAAGGAAGCGUGUUGCAUGGCACCACUGGUGUUUUAUAGAAGGAGUUUCCCAGAAUGCCAGUCUGAGAGGUCUGAUCAUAUAGGAAUAGAAUAUGAGUGCUUUUUCAUGAACACAGGAGCUCCUGAAACAUCGAGGAGUUCAAGGUGGGUGGGGGGAUAUUGGAUUCCAAUGAUUUUUUUCAGCCUCCUUUUCAAAUAAAAUUCAAAUUUCAAAGUGCAUUUUUUUUGCAUGAUAAGUUCGUUCUCAAUAAAAGUUCUAUUAAGUCAAAA
Molecule: messenger RNA, 1980 nt
Organism: Vombatus ursinus (common wombat)
Lineage: Eukaryota; Metazoa; Chordata; Mammalia; Diprotodontia; Vombatidae
Gene: LMCD1
Product: LIM and cysteine rich domains 1
Exons: 6
Coding region: 415-1497 (360 amino acids)
Molecular function (GO): zinc ion binding
Source: RefSeq, a predicted model, not a curated record